This is a messenger RNA of Melampsora larici-populina 98AG31, 480 nucleotides long. RefSeq lists its product as uncharacterized. The record is from RefSeq and is a predicted model, not a curated record. NCBI's taxonomy places the organism in Eukaryota, Fungi, Basidiomycota, Pucciniomycetes, Pucciniales, Melampsoraceae. The transcript is spliced from 2 exons. The coding region runs from base 1 to 480 and encodes 159 amino acids.
AUGCAAGAAAAUCAUGAUGGUCCGCCGGUGCCUCCGAGUUCUACCCAGGACGAUCCCGAUGAAGUCGAUCCUUUGGAAUUGUUUCAAGUAGCACCACCUGAAACAAAUAUUCUAACACCCCAUAUAGUGAUUGAUGCGGAAACCGAUGACGCGGUUAAGGAGUCGGCUGCUAUGAUUGGACGACGUCAUGACCUGGACAGUCAAUUAGAAGAUCUAGGCCUGAAUGACGAUACAAUCGAGUCAGACUAUAUAGAUGCUGGUAAAAGAUCUUUGCAAGAGAUCAAAGCGUCAGAUUCUACUGUUCAACUAGCUUUGAAUCAAGUCAACCUUACAUACGAAGCUUCUCAAUAUUUUGUUGAUUUGGAUGGAAUGCUCAAUCAGGAGCUUCUGUUGAAUCUUCGAGUGAAGCAUGACUCACAAGUUGAAAAUAUACAUCGGAAAGAUCCUAGAGAUUUAUGCGUACAAGAAUGGACAUCAUGA